AUGGAGAGCGCUUUCGCGAAGCCAGUUGGCGAUGUCCUCGCCAACUUCAGCGUUAAUGAGACCGCUGGUCUGAGUGACACGCAGGUCACUGAAUUACGCAACAAACAUGGGCGCAACUCCAUUCCCGAGGAGCCUCCCACCCCCCUUUGGGAGCUUAUCCUUGAGCAAUUCAAGGAUCAGCUCGUUAUUAUCCUUCUCGGUUCCGCCGCUGUCUCCUUCAUCCUGGCCCUCUUUGACGAGGAAGAAGGUUGGAGUGCCUUUGUCGACCCUGUUGUCAUUCUUACUAUCCUCAUUCUCAACGGUGUCGUCGGAGUCUCCCAAGAGAGCAGCGCUGAAAAGGCCAUUGCCGCCUUGCAAGAAUACUCGGCCAACGAGGCCAACGUGGUUCGAAAUGGUGGUCAUGUUUCACGAGUCAAGGCCGAGGAGCUGGUUCCUGGCGAUAUCGUUACUGUCUCCAUUGGCGAUCGUAUUCCUGCCGACUGCCGAGUCGUCUCUAUCGAAAGCAACAGCUUCUCUGUCGACCAGGCAAUUCUUACCGGAGAGAGUGAGAGUGUCGGAAAGCGCGCUUCUGAGGUUGUUGACGAUGAUAAGGCAGUCCUGCAGGACCAGACCAACAUGUUGUUCUCUGGAACAACUGUUGUUACUGGUCGCGCCCGAGCUGUCGUCGUUCUUACUGGCGCCAGCACUGCUAUUGGAGAUAUCCAUGAGAGCAUCACUGCUCAGAUCUCGGAGCCCACCCCCCUGAAGCAGAAGCUUAACGAUUUUGGUGACAGCUUGGCCAAGGUCAUUACUGUCAUUUGCAUUUUGGUCUGGCUUAUCAACAUCCCCAACUUCAACGAUCCCAGCCAUGGCAGCUGGACCAAGGGCGCUAUCUAUUACCUCAAGAUUGCCGUCUCUCUUGGUGUUGCCGCUAUCCCUGAGGGUCUUGCCGUUGUUAUCACCACCUGCCUGGCUCUUGGAACGAGAAAGAUGGCUGCUAAGAACGCCGUCGUCCGAAGCCUUCCUUCUGUCGAAACCCUGGGAAGCUGCAGUGUGAUCUGCUCUGACAAGACCGGUACCCUGACCACCAACCAGAUGAGCGUGAGCAAGGUUGUGCAUUUCAACGAGGACGGUAGCGAUCUCUACGAGUUUGAUGUCGAGGGGACUACCUUCGCCCCCCGAGGAGCUAUCAAGGCGAGCGGUGUCGUUGUCCAGGAUCUCCACAACACUUCUGCUACUAUUCGUCAAAUGACCCAGGUUGCCGCCAUCUGUAACGACGCCCAGCUUGCCUACGAUUCUAAAUCUGCUUCCUUCUCCAGCAUUGGCGAACCUACCGAGGGCGCCCUUCGAGUUUUGGUCGAGAAGAUUGGACCCUGCGCUCCCACUGAAACCCGCCCAGAAGACUGUGUUCAUUAUGCCAGCGCUACUUACCAGAAGGAGCUCCCCCGCCUCGCUACGUACGAAUUCUCUCGUGAUCGUAAGAGCAUGUCUGUCCUGGUUGGAAACGCCAAUGAUAAGAAGCUCCUGGUCAAGGGUGCCCCCGAGUCCGUUAUUGAUCGCUGCACACAGACCCUCCUCGGCUCCAACGGCAAGAAGGUUCCUCUUACUAAGAACAUUACAGACCGUCUCUUGAGCGAGAUUGUACGAUAUGGCAACAACGGUCUUCGAGUUAUUGCCCUCGCGAGCAUUGACAACGUGGCCCGGAACCCUCUUCUUCACUCCGCUACUUCUACCGAACAAUAUGCCCAGCUUGAACAGGACAUGACCUUCCUUGGUCUGGUUUGCAUGCUUGACCCUCCUCGAGAGGAGGUGCCCCGCGCUGUUCAGAAAUGCAAGGAUGCUGGUAUUCGUGUUAUCGUUAUCACCGGAGACAACCGCAACACUGCUGAGAGUAUCUGCCGACAAAUUGGCGUCUUUGGUCAACAUGAAGAUCUUACCGGAAAGAGCUAUACUGGUCGCGAGUUUGAUCAACUGUCUCCUAGCGAGCAGCUCGAGGCAGCUAAGCGUGCAUCUCUGUUCUCCCGUGUUGAGCCUAGCCACAAGUCCCGACUGGUUGAUCUCCUUCAAUCCCUCAACGAGGUUGUUGCCAUGACCGGUGACGGUGUCAACGAUGCCCCUGCUCUGAAGAAGGCUGAUAUCGGUGUUGCUAUGGGUUCUGGAACCGACGUAUCUAAGCUGGCUGCCGAUAUGGUUCUUGCUGACAGCAACUUUGCCACUAUUGAAGUCGCAAUCGAGGAAGGACGCUCUAUCUACAACAACACCCAGCAAUUCAUCCGUUACCUGAUCUCUUCCAACAUUGGCGAGGUCGUUUCCAUUUUCCUCACUGCAGCUCUUGGCAUGCCCGAGGCUCUGGUUCCUGUUCAGCUUCUGUGGGUUAACCUAGUCACUGACGGUCUGCCGGCCACUGCUCUGUCUUUCAACCCCCCUGACCAUGACAUUAUGAAGCGCCGCCCUCGCAAGCGAGACGAGCCGCUCAUUGGUGGAUGGCUCUUCUUCCGUUACCUCGUUAUUGGUACCUACGUUGGCCUUGCUACUGUUGCCGGUUAUGCUUGGUGGUUCAUGUACAACCCUGAGGGUCCCCAGAUCUCGUUCCGCCAGCUUACUCGCUUCCACCACUGCUCUACCGACUUCCCUGAGAUUGGCUGUUCCAUGUUCUCCAACGACAUGGCUAAGGCGGGUUCGACUGUCUCCCUGUCCAUUCUGGUUGUUAUCGAGAUGUUCAAUGCUGUCAACGCCCUGUCGUCCAGCGAAUCUCUCCUCACCCUGCCUCUCUGGAAGAACAUGAUGCUUGUUUAUGCCAUCGCUCUGUCCAUGGCCCUGCACUUUGCCCUCCUUUACAUUCCUUUCCUGCAAGGUCUGUUCUCCAUCGUUCCUUUGAACAUAUUGGAGUGGAAGGCAGUUGUUAUCAUCAGUGCUCCUGUUAUACUUCUAGAUGAGAUUCUCAAGCUUAUUGAACGCCAGUUCUUUAUGCAAACAACAGCCGACGUUUCCCUAAAGACAAAGAAAGAGCAAUAG
Messenger RNA from Fusarium sp. VM40, 2994 nucleotides. The record is from the annotation of a GenBank genome assembly. Lineage: Eukaryota; Fungi; Ascomycota; Sordariomycetes; Hypocreales; Nectriaceae.